CCAAUCAGGGCAUCCAUGGGUAGCCUGGCUGUGGUAUUUAAGAUGACCACAGGAACUGUUUGUGCAUUAGAUUUUGGAUCUUUGGAGGAUCAUUUUGGUGCUGGUUCCUGGGGUAAUAUGCUGGCAUAAUCAGUUAUGACGCGGAGGGCUGGCCUCAUCGGAAGUGUUUCAUUCUGGAGAUGGGUGCUGGAUAAGGAUAGCGGUUAAGAAAUCCACACUUGACCAUCAGCGGUGCCAGUGGGGUUAGCUACAACCUUAGUCACCGGAUAGUUUUGAAAUCUGAAACCAAGGAGCAAAUAAAAGAACCUGUGAGACCAUGACUACCUUCACUCCAGAGGACUUUGGCUUCACCUUGCUGGAGGAUGGGACUUCUGUCCAGGAUGUCAUCGAUCAGAAGAUCGACACGUUGCGUGCGGAGGAGUCCAAAGAGGCUUUCUUUGUGGCGGACCUGGGGGAGGUGGUGAGGAGGUACCAGUUGUGGGUACGUGAGAUACCUCGAGUCACGCCCUUCUACGCCGUCAAGUGCAACGACAGCCUUCCCAUUGUCAAGACGCUUGCGGCCCUGCAGACGGGGUUCGACUGCGCCAGCAAGUGUGAGAUGCAUCUCAUAACGUCUCUCGGGGUGGACCCCAGCAGGAUCAUCUUUUCCCACACCAUCAAGCCGCCCACCUACCUGAAAUACGCCACUUCCCUUGGGAUCCAGAAGAUGACCUUCGACAACGAGGCAGAGCUUGUUAAGAUCGUCUGUCUUAACAGUCAUGUAUUGAGACAAAAAAAAAAAAAGAUUGUCAUUCUUAUCAAGUACAAAAAAUAUCGCUACUGUAAAGAAGAUUUAAGAACGUGUGGUUUCUUCCCAGACUGGGGUAUGCUCCAGGGCCUCCUCCCUCCUUCCCUCUUCAGCCACGUCCGGGCUGGGUGGGGGAAACACAAAGAGAUAGGGCUGGUCCUCCGCAUUUCUGUGGAUGACACGCAUUCCAUGUUCUCCAUGAGCGCCAAGUUCGGGGCGAAGCUGGAGACAUGCCCGGCACUCCUGAAACGUGCGCAGGAGCUGGGCCUGGACGUCAUCGGGGUCAGCUUCCACGUAGGCAGCUACUGUAUGGAUCCUGUGUCCUACACAAAGGCCAUCAAAAAUGCCAAAGACAUCUUUGACCUGGCGGCAACGAUUGGCUACAAAAUGACCUUCCUGGACCUUGGUGGAGGAUACCCUGGGUUUGACAUUCCCAAUGUUGUUCACUUUAAACAGAUGGCCGUUGAAAUAAAUCUCGCUCUGGACAAGUACUUCCCCGUCAGCUCUGAAGUCCAAAUAAUCAGCGAGCCGGGCCGCUACUUCCCAUCGACAGCCUACACGCUGGCUGUCAAUGUCGUCAGUAAGAGGGUGGACAUCAAGAAGUCCAGUGAUGGUAAGUUUGUGCCAAGUUUGUCACGGCUCCGUAAUUAA
Conger conger (European conger) is the source of this 1438-nucleotide messenger RNA. Its product is annotated as ornithine decarboxylase-like. The record is from RefSeq and is a predicted model, not a curated record. Lineage: Eukaryota; Metazoa; Chordata; Actinopteri; Anguilliformes; Congridae. The transcript has 10 exons. Gene Ontology annotation, cellular component: cytoplasm. Bases 317 to 1438 code for a protein of 373 amino acids. Gene Ontology annotation, molecular function: ornithine decarboxylase activity.